AUGGUACCAGUUGCUUAUGUGUGUCUGCCGUCUCUACCGCUAACGCCCAAUGGCAAGCUAGACCGGCGAGCACUUCCGGCUCCGGAUGAUGGAGCGUUCGUUCGGCAACAGUAUGAAGCUCCACAAGGUGCAAUGGAAGAGAAACUGGCCGAUAUAUGGCGUGGUCUGCUUGGCAUUGAACGCAUCAGCCGUCAUGACAAUUUCUUUGCGCUGGGAGGCCACUCGUUAUUGGUCGUACGACUUUUGAUACAGUUGAGACAGCUCGGUCUAGACACCACCGUACGAGAAGUGUAUAAUUCUCCAACUCUGGCCAUUUUGGCUACGAAGCUUGCCUGUUAUGAAGCAGUUACUAUUCCACCUAAUCUCAUUACUUCAGAUUGCAUGUCUAUUACUCCAGAAAUGUUACCGCUCAUCACUCUUUCUCAGGCAGAGAUUGAUGCAAUUAUUGCACAGGUACCUGGUGGAGUAACUAAUAUCCGAGAUAUUUAUGGAUUGGCGCCUUUGCAACAGGGUAUGUUCUUCCAUCAUCUGAGGUGCGAAGAGGGCGACCCAUACUUGAUGGGAAUGCGUAUGCAAUUUACUGACCGUACGGCACUUGAACGUUAUGCAAAUGCUCUGCAAAAGACAAUAGAGAGACACGAUAUCCUUCGUACCAUCUUCAUCUGGGAAGGUCUCAGUGAGCCGGCGCAGAUCAUUUUGCGUAAGGUUCCUUCGUUACCCAACGAGGUUACAUUGGAUGAUACCAGUGAACCGGUAUUGGAGCACUUGAGCCGCCGCUUUGAUCCGCGUCACUACCGGUUCGAAUUGACACAGGCACCGCUAUUGCGUUUAUUUGCCGCACGAACGUCUGAAGGGAGCUGGGUGGCAAUACAACUGAUGCACCACUUAAUUAUUGAUCACUUAACACUGGAGAGGCUGCAGGUGGAAGUUCACGCUAUCAUUGACGGGAAGAUUGAACAGUUAACAACACCAACUUCAUUCCGUAAUGUUGUGGCUCACUCCCUGCUGGGAGUUAAACCAGCCGAGCAUACUCGAUUCUUCAGUGAAAUGCUCGGUGAUAUUGACGAGCCAACCUUGCCAUUCGGUUUGAGAGAGGUUGAUCUGGAUGAAAAUGAAAUCAAUGAAGCAUAUCUGAAGAUGUCACAGGUACUUAAUGAUCAGUUACGAGCGCAUGCACGGAAUCUUCAGGUCAAUUUGGCUAGUAUUUGUCAUUUAGCUUGGGCACAAGUACUUUCGCGAACUAGUGGACGCGAAACGGUAGUUUUUGGCACCGUGUUACUUGGCCGUUCACAGGGAAAAGAAAACGACAAUGUUAUGGGACCGACGAUUAACACGCUCCCAAUACGAAUAGAUCUUAUGGACACCAACGUCGAGACCGCGGUUCGCGAUAGUCAUGCUCGGUUGAGUGCGUUGUUAGCCCAUGAACAUGCACCACUUGCAUUGGUUCAACGCUGCAGCAGAGUUCCAGUUGGCAUUCAAUUAUUCAGCACAUUACUGAACUAUCGUCAUAGUCAACAGACCGAAGAAGUCAAUGCGUCACUUCAAGGAGUAACUCUUCUAGGCAGUGAAGGUCGAACUAAUUACCCAUUAACAAUCUCGCUGGAUGAUAACGACGAUGCUUUGUGCUUGACUGUGCAAGUAGUCACACCAAUGUCAGCAAUUCGAAUCGGUGCAUACAUGCAGCAAGUUAUGGAAUCGAUGGUUGAUGCUUUAUCACAAACGCCUCAACAGAUGAUAAGAACAUUGAUAAUAAUACCACCAGAUGAACGCACAUUACUGCUGCACACUUGGAAUCAAACGAUGGUUAUCUAUUCACCUGUAUGUUGUCUUCAUCACAUAUUUGAAGCACAGGUCGAACGUGAUGGACAAACAAUUGCCGUGGAGUACAAAGGAAAGACUCUGAGCUAUGCGGAACUCAAUGCCGAAUCCAAUCGAUUGGCACAUUACUUGAUCGAGCGAGGCGUCAAAUCCGAUGAUCGCAUCGCACUUUGCGUUGAGCGUAGUGCAACAAUGAUUAUAGCAAUGCUGGGUAUUCUGAAAGCUGGCGCUGCAUAUGUACCACUCGACCCAGCCUAUCCGAGCCAACGACUGACCAAUACUUUGCACGAUGCUGAUCCGAUAUUUUUGUUGACAGAUGCAACUGGCCGAAAAGUACUUGGAGACCAUAAAGUGCCUGUGAUUGACUUAGAUGAACCGUUGCCUGAUGAUUUGCCAAUCGAUAACCCGGACGUGACCAGUCUUGGACUAACUCCAAAUCAUCUCGCUUAUGUAAUUUACACCUCUGGUUCAACAGGAACACCGAAAGGAGUAAUGGUUGAACAUCAGCAAGUCGUACGACUCUUUGCGGCUACAAGCGAAAAAUUUGAUUUUAAUAAACAAGACAAAUGGUGUCUAUUCCAUUCGUAUUCCUUCGAUGUUUCGGUAUGGGAGAUAUGGGGAGCAUUCUCGAAUGGUAGUCAACUGUCGAUUGUACCAUAUGAAAUCAACCGUUCAACGGACGAAUUUCAUGAUUGGAUCUGCGGCAAUGGUGUUACUGUGCUAAAUCAAACGCCCUCGGCGUUUAAAAUGCUUAUGCGAGCGAUGAAUAUGAGUUUACGAACCAAUCGACUGCGAUAUAUUAUAUUUGCCGGUGAAGAGCUAGAUCCAAUGAUCGUAAAAGAAUGGUAUGAAAAGUACGCUGAAAAUCAAACAGUCUUGGUCAAUAUGUAUGGCACAACGGAAACAACAGUUCAUGCGACCUAUCAACGGCUGGAAACUGAAGAAAAUGUUCACACAGUCGGACGACCACUCUCCGAUCUUUGUGUAUAUUUGCUGGAUUCAUAUGGCGAGCCAGUGCCACUGGGAGCCGUGGGAGAAUUGUAUAUCGGUGGUGCUGGUGUGGCUCGUGGUUAUCUAAAUCAACCUGAACUUACCGCAGAACGUUUUCUACCCAAUCCAUUCAGUGACAAUCCUCAAGCACGCAUGUACCGAACCGGUGAUCGAGCACGAUAUCUGCCUGAUAGUAAUCUAGUUUAUCUGGGACGCAUAGACCAGCAAGUAAAAGUUCGCGGUUUUCGAAUUGAGCCUGGUGAAAUUGAAGCCCACUUAAUCGAAAACCCUCAGGUGGACGAGGCAGUUGUACAUAUGUAUGGAAAUGGAUCAGAUGCUCGUCUUGUAGCUUAUGUGGUGGCCGACGCGGGUUCAUCGUUAGCACAGGAUUUGCGUACAUAUCUAUCGAGCUUAUUGCCUGAAUAUAUGGUACCAGUUGCUUAUGUGUGUCUGCCGUCUCUACCGCUAACGCCCAAUGGCAAGCUAGACCGGCGAGCACUUCCGGCUCCGGAUGAUGGAGCGUUCGUUCGGCAACAGUAUGAAGCUCCACAAGGUGCAAUGGAAGAGAAACUGGCCGAUAUAUGGCGUGGUCUGCUUGGCAUUGAACGCAUCAGCCGUCAUGACAAUUUCUUUGCGCUGGGAGGCCACUCGUUAUUGGUCGUACGACUUUUGAUACAGUUGAGACAGCUCGGUCUAGACACCACCGUACGAGAAGUGUAUAAUUCUCCAACUCUGGCCAUUUUGGCUACGAAGCUUGCCUGUUAUGAAGCAGUUACUAUUCCACCUAAUCUCAUUACUUCAGAUUGCAUGUCUAUUACUCCAGAAAUGUUACCGCUCAUCACUCUUUCUCAGGCAGAGAUUGAUGCAAUUAUUGCACAGGUACCUGGUGGAGUAACUAAUAUCCGAGAUAUUUAUGGAUUGGCGCCUUUGCAACAGGGUAUGUUCUUCCAUCAUCUGAGGUGCGAAGAGGGCGACCCAUACUUGAUGGGAAUGCGUAUGCAAUUUACUGACCGUACGGCACUUGAACGUUAUGCAAAUGCUCUGCAAAAGACAAUAGAGAGACACGAUAUCCUUCGUACCAUCUUCAUCUGGGAAGGUCUCAGUGAGCCGGCGCAGAUCAUUUUGCGUAAGGUUCCUUCGUUACCCAACGAGGUUACAUUGGAUGAUACCAGUGAACCGGUAUUGGAGCACUUGAGCCGCCGCUUUGAUCCGCGUCACUACCGGUUCGAAUUGACACAGGCACCGCUAUUGCGUUUAUUUGCCGCACGAACGUCUGAAGGGAGCUGGGUGGCAAUACAACUGAUGCACCACUUAAUUAUUGAUCACUUAACACUGGAGAGGCUGCAGGUGGAAGUUCACGCUAUCAUUGACGGGAAGAUUGAACAGUUAACAACACCAACUUCAUUCCGUAAUGUUGUGGCUCACUCCCUGCUGGGAGUUAAACCAGCCGAGCAUACUCGAUUCUUCAGUGAAAUGCUCGGUGAUAUUGACGAGCCAACCUUGCCAUUCGGUUUGAGAGAGGUUGAUCUGGAUGAAAAUGAAAUCAAUGAAGCAUAUCUGAAGAUGUCACAGGUACUUAAUGAUCAGUUACGAGCGCAUGCACGGAAUCUUCAGGUCAAUUUGGCUAGUAUUUGUCAUUUAGCUUGGGCACAAGUACUUUCGCGAACUAGUGGACGCGAAACGGUAGUUUUUGGCACCGUGUUACUUGGCCGUUCACAGGGAAAAGAAAACGACAAUGUUAUGGGACCGACGAUUAACACGCUCCCAAUACGAAUAGAUCUUAUGGACACCAACGUCGAGACCGCGGUUCGCGAUAGUCAUGCUCGGUUGAGUGCGUUGUUAGCCCAUGAACAUGCACCACUUGCAUUGGUUCAACGCUGCAGCAGAGUUCCAGUUGGCAUUCAAUUAUUCAGCACAUUACUGAACUAUCGUCAUAGUCAACAGACCGAAGAAGUCAAUGCGUCACUUCAAGGAGUAACUCUUCUAGGCAGUGAAGGUCGAACUAAUUACCCAUUAACAAUCUCGCUGGAUGAUAACGACGAUGCUUUGUGCUUGACUGUGCAAGUAGUCACACCAAUGUCAGCAAUUCGAAUCGGUGCAUACAUGCAGCAAGUUAUGGAAUCGAUG
Molecule: messenger RNA, 4935 nt
Organism: Sitodiplosis mosellana (orange wheat blossom midge)
Lineage: Eukaryota; Metazoa; Arthropoda; Insecta; Diptera; Cecidomyiidae
Exons: 1
Biological process (GO): amino acid activation for nonribosomal peptide biosynthetic process; secondary metabolite biosynthetic process
Cellular component (GO): cytoplasm
Molecular function (GO): phosphopantetheine binding; catalytic activity
Source: RefSeq, a predicted model, not a curated record